CGUCCUGUCAUGACUCUUGUUUGAGAAAUGUUUUUGCUUCGCAUAUUUAAAUCGAUCCUUUGUGAGAACAAAUGAAUCACAUUAGUUUUUCUUUUUCAACGGUUUUUUACACUUAAAAAUAUUUUUCAGUUUGACCUACUUUGCGAUCACCACCAUGACCGUAAUUAUGCAACCUUUAAUCUCGACUCAGCGCGAAACAGUAUUUAUGAAAGAAAAUAUCCACACGUCACCCAUCUAGAAAAAUUCGUCACUCUAAGCCAUCUAUUACUUUAUUAUUUAUCGCAAAGUAAUAAGAAAGAAGAGUCGAAAUUAUUAUAAGUCAGGAUAGAUAUAAAAAUAGUCAUGUUAAUACAAAUAUAUCUUAUUUUCCAUUUCGAGACGGUUCUUAUUAAUAUUACUUUAAAAAUGACUGCUCUUUAAGUGCUCUUUUAGAUGUCAACGGAUCGGCUGCAGCUUAACGAUAACAAAACGGAUUUCAUUGUGAUAGGAACUAGGCAAUAGUUGUCGAAAGUUGACAUUGACUCGCUGUAUGUAGGGAGUAGGUCCUUCCCGUCUUCCUCUGUAGUCAGGAAUCUAGGAUGUCGGCUUGAUAAUCAACUCAACAUGGAAACCCGUAUUAAUAAACGUGCAAAUCUUCUUUCUUUCUUCUACAUAAUAUCCGAGAAGAAUCGGGAUAUUUCCGAGUCUCGACGAUACUCAAACUUUGGUCAAUGCCUACGUUACAUCCCGCUUAGACUACAAUAGCAUUAUUUACAGUCUAGUUGCCAUUGAAUUGCAGAAGCUCCAGAGUGUUCAAAACACUGCUACUAGUGAUUCUUCCAGGUUUGUUUGUAAGAUAAGUCGCUUUGAUCACAUCUUACCAACCCUAUCGCAUGGAGUUCAAGAUCUUACUAACUACCAACAAGAUGACUUUUGUUUCCAGACAUUCUACUUUGCUGUUUGGGGCAAUACUGUUUACGAUUCCAAUCUUAUCUUCAGCGCAUGGAGUCCCUAUUAGAUUCAAGAACUGUGCUGAGCUGCACGAGUCUGGCCAGACAAUCAGUGGUGUUUAUACAAUCAAACCUGAUCAUUCAGAUGCCUUUGAUGUAUAUUGUGACCAGACGACAGACGGUGGGGGCUGGACAGUGUUCCAGAGAAGAAUAGAUGGUUCUAAGCGACUGUCGAGGAUUCUCUCAGUGCUCAUGACGACUCUAAGUUUAGCACCUGGGAUCGAAAGCAUCAUCACUGCACUAAAAAAGGAAGGGAGAGUUGGUGGUUCAAAGACUGUUAUUUUCUUUCAAAUCUAAACGGAGUUUAUGGAUAUAACGGAAUUGGAAAGAUUCACUGGGGAAUUUUAGAUCCUAAGGAUGCUAACCGCGCUCCAACAACAUCAGAAAUGAAAAUCAGAUCGGUGGUAUUUUCUAAGAGCUUUCGAAACGAACAUUUCGACUCUAAGACUUGGCUCAGACAAAUGAUCGACCAGAAAGGCAAACGGCAUUGGCAAGGAAAGAGGCGGUUGAGCCUUGGACCACAGAUAGAAAAUUAAAAAAAUAGUCGACUUAGACACUUUAUUGAGGCGUAAAUGAAUAUCAUGCCUUUUAUACAAGAGAAGAAAAAGUUGAUUUGAAGUAAAAGGCGUAAUUUUAGACAAGUCACUAAAUGUGGAGCUAUUUAAUUAGAAGACAUGUAUUUGGCCAUUAUAAAUGAGAUCUCAAAUUUUCUAAUAAAUUGUUUCAACCAA
Molecule: messenger RNA, 1720 nt
Organism: Stylophora pistillata
Lineage: Eukaryota; Metazoa; Cnidaria; Anthozoa; Scleractinia; Pocilloporidae
Product: ryncolin-4
Source: RefSeq, a predicted model, not a curated record